Colletotrichum truncatum is the source of this 822-nucleotide messenger RNA. RefSeq lists its product as uncharacterized. Gene Ontology annotation, biological process: response to antibiotic. NCBI's taxonomy places the organism in Eukaryota, Fungi, Ascomycota, Sordariomycetes, Glomerellales, Glomerellaceae. The record is from RefSeq and is a predicted model, not a curated record. Gene Ontology annotation, molecular function: aminoglycoside 3-N-acetyltransferase activity.
AUGUUAGCUGAAAUACUUCAAAGACCGUUAUGCACCAAAGAAUUUCUCGUUUUCGAAUUCAACAAACUUGGAAUCAACAAGGGCGACACUAUCCUACUUCAUGCAUCGCUCAGUCGCGUAGGUUGGGUCAACGGCGGCGCCGAGACGGUCAUCUCUGCUCUACUCGACGUUCUGGGCGAAGAUGGCACGCUGGUAGUCCCCACGCACACAGGAGAUAACUCAGAUCCCGCGGAAUGGACAUCUCCAUACGCACCUACAACAUGGUGGCAAACAAUUCGGGAUACGAUGCCGGCCUAUGAUCCGCGCAUCAGCCAAACACGCGGGAUGGGCGUGAUUCCGGAGAUGUUGAGAACUUGGCCUGGUGUUAUUAGAAGCGAACACCCCCAGACUUCAUUUGCCGCCAUUGGGCCCAAGGCGGAAAAGAUUACCGCUGGGCACGCGCUCGAUUGCCGACUGGGAGAGGAGAGUCCUCUCGCACGAUUGGAAGAAGUCUCAGCGCGCGUCCUGUUGCUGGGGACUGGAUAUGACACUUGCACGUCGUUUCAUCUCGCAGAAUACCGCAGCUCUGCAAAGUUCGAGAGCAACUCAUUUGCCGCCAUGGUGGAAGGUUCUCGCCGUUGGGUGACUGUACGUGAUGUUGUUUUGAGCGAUGAUGAUUUUGAGACGAUCGGAAGUCAUUUUGAGACUUGCAAAGUUGUCACUAAAGGAUUGGUCGGGUCGGCCAAUUGCAGGUUAUUCUCAAUGCCUGAAGCUGUGGCGUUUGCAACUGAAUGGAUGCAAGUUCAUCGAGGGAGGAAAGAAGAAUGCAUAUAUGGAAAAUAG